GUGUUCUUCGGCAACCUACUUUAUCGUUAGCCUGCCGCGUGCUCUUACUCUUAAAUGAAAACUGUAUGUUGUUAAUUGUUAAUUAAUUAAUCUCGUUCGUUGUACAUGUUUGCUACGACCGCCGUCAUUCAUCGGGCUGCAGUGAUAGAAGGAUUAGAGUAGUAAUGUUGUUUCUUGCCCACUGCUGAAUCAAGUAUAUACCUUGCAAGACGUGCGUGCGGCGCGUCUUCCUCGGGGCCGGUCCUUGCUGUGCGCGAGCAGUUGCAUUACUCCGAGCUUUCCGGACGACGCGCGCGCGCUCUCACUUGUUACUUUUUUUCAGAGCGGCAGCAGCAGCGCGCGACUUUUUCUCCGUGCGCCCCUCGAGCCUCCGGACAGCUCCCUCUCAGCUCCGUCCGCAUCCGCGACCCCCCGGGACAACAGCCUCUCCUCGGCCAGUGGCGAUGGUGACUGACAGAUGAUCUGACUGAGGAAGACAUCAGACGUCGUCUUCGUGUCGGUUAUUAUGGGGUGUACCUGUUGCAAACAGAAGAAGCCUGCCAAAGCCGUAGCAGCAACAUCAGGAACAGACUUUGGACAUUUGAACGACCACGUUGGAGGGUUGUCGGCAAACCCUGACCAGGGCCAUUUCUCUCCUGACCCGACCAUCCCAGACUUCAACAAGCCCUUCCAAGCCUCCGACUUCUUCUCCAGCUCACAGCGGUCUGGAGGCAUAACAAGUGGUGGAGUCACUCUCUUUAUAGCUUUGUAUGACUAUGACGCUCGUACUGAAGAUGACCUCACUUUCCAGAAGGGAGAGAAAUUCCAAAUCAUCAACAACACAGAGGGUGACUGGUGGGAAGCUCGCUCUUUGGACACCGGCAAGUCGGGUUAUAUCCCCUCCAACUACGUAGCUCCUGUCGACUCCAUACAAGCUGAAGAGUGGUAUUUUGGGAAGAUGGGGAGGAAGGAUGCGGAGAGACAGCUACUGGGUCAUGGCAACCAGAGGGGGACUUUCCUCAUACGAGAGAGCGAGACCACCAAGGGUGCUUACUCUCUGUCCAUCCGUGACUGGGACGACAAUAAGGGAGACCAUGUCAAGCAUUAUAAGAUUCGUAAACUAGACAACGGUGGCUACUACAUCACCACCAGAUCACAGUUUGACACUGUGCAGCAGCUGGUAGAGCACUACACAGAGAGAGCGGCGGGACUCUGCUGCCGUUUGAUUGGCAGCUGUAAGCGGGGUAUGCCUAAGCUGGCCGACUUAUCAGUGAAGACCAAGGAUAUGUGGGAGAUUCCCCGCGAAUCUCUCCAGCUGAUUAAGAAACUGGGCAAUGGCCAGUUCGGAGAAGUCUGGAUGGGCAUGUGGAACGGCACCACCAAGGUAGCGGUGAAGACUCUGAAGCCAGGAACCAUGUCCCCCGAGGCCUUCCUGGAGGAGGCUCAGAUCAUGAAGAGACUGCGUCAUGACAAGCUGGUGCAGCUCUACGCCGUCGUGUCUGAGGAGCCCAUUUACAUUAUCACCGAGUUCAUGAGCCAAGGGAGUUUGCUGGACUUCUUGAAAGAUGGAGAGGGACAGAGCCUCAAGCUGCCUCAGCUGGUGGACAUGGCUGCGCAGAUUGCAGCUGGAAUGGCAUACAUCGAGAGGAUGAACUACAUCCAUCGUGACCUGCGUGCGGCUAACAUUCUCGUUGGAGACAAUCUGGUGUGCAAGAUUGCUGACUUCGGCCUGGCUAGGCUCAUUGAGGACAACGAGUACACGGCCCGACAAGGGGCAAAGUUCCCGAUCAAGUGGACGGCUCCCGAAGCUGCACUCUAUGGACGCUUCACCAUCAAGUCAGACGUCUGGAGCUUUGGCAUCCUACUAACUGAACUCAUCACUAAGGGACGUGUUCCAUACCCAGGGAUGAACAACCGUGAGGUGCUGGAGCAGGUGGAGAGGGGCUACCGGAUGCCCUGCGCCCCGGGCUGCCCCGCCUCGCUCCAUGAACUGAUGGUGCAGUGCUGGAGGCGGGAGGCCGACGAGAGGCACACCUUUGAGUACCUGCAGUCCUUCCUGGAGGAUUACUUCACCGCCACAGAGCCGCAGUACCAGCCCGGAGAAAACCUGUGACGACACACGUUGAAGACACAUACGGAGCAAUAAAUGGACAAACAUGGACACCAGCAUACAAAUACACUGACAGGCAUGCUGUAGGAAAUACACAUGCUUUCAGUGUAUUUGAUGACAUAUAAAUACAUAUCAUUGCCUUGUUUAAUUGUUUAAGACAGCAUCCAUCCUUUGGACACUGAUCACUGCAGCCUGUUCAGGACAGACCGGUAAACAAUGCUCAAGAACAGAGUCUGAGCUCUUCUGGUCAGGCCUUGCAGUAAUGUUGCUUUACUCUGUAACCAUGACAACAAGGAACUGAAAGAAGAUGUAGAUGGUUGCGUUGGGGGGUGGGGGGAUGUCGAGUGGGUACAUGAUCUGUUCAGCUGCCAUAUAUGUUCAGGUCCUUUGAUUUCUCUUUUUAAGAAGAGCUUUCCGAAGAUUGACUGUUUCCCUGAAAUAAAUAUGUUGACACAGAAAUGAUGGCAGGUGCAACAGGUUGUCAGACAUUUUAAAACGCAGUCUACAAUAAACGCCUGUGAACGUCACGGCCGCUCUUUUCAUCCCUAUCAUGAGCUUUAGAUAAAGAGACCACUGGAACUGGUUUACCACCAACAUGUGCCUUACAGUGGUCAAAUUACAUUUUUAGUACCUUUAAUAGUGCAAGUGUCCAUGGGUUAGUAAGGAACGACUCUCUAUUUGUCUUUGAUAUUUUGUAUGACAAUUUUGUAUGAAUUGUCUCUUUCGUUGUUUUAAUUUAACUCAGAUAUAUCUGCGCAUCACAAAGAAUUCUAUAUCUAAUUAACAUUUAUGCAAAUUUCAUCCAUUGGGAGGGAAAUGUGAAACAUAAAGGAGAAAGAUGAAUGUCAGUGAACUGCAGAAGGACAGCGAUUGAAAUGAAUGUUUUUAGACACGAAUGUAACCUUCAUGUUGAGUUUCCCCUGUCAUUAUUGUAAUAAAGGUCAGAUACAGUA
Messenger RNA from Mugil cephalus (flathead mullet), 3042 nucleotides. RefSeq names its product Yes-related kinase (gene yrk). Gene Ontology annotation, molecular function: signaling receptor binding; non-membrane spanning protein tyrosine kinase activity; ATP binding. The record is from RefSeq and is a predicted model, not a curated record. The transcript is spliced from 13 exons. Gene Ontology annotation, biological process: protein phosphorylation; cell surface receptor protein tyrosine kinase signaling pathway; integrin-mediated signaling pathway. Bases 506 to 2092 code for a protein of 528 amino acids. Gene Ontology annotation, cellular component: extrinsic component of cytoplasmic side of plasma membrane. NCBI's taxonomy places the organism in Eukaryota, Metazoa, Chordata, Actinopteri, Mugiliformes, Mugilidae.